UUCUUCGCCCGACCAAAAGAGUGUGUUCUUUAGAAAUGAGGAUCAGGAAACUUGCAAAGCUUCGUGGGUUAACUCUGGGCAACAACAAUGCCACUUUCUCACAGAUGAAUUCUCUCUCUUCUUCAUCUUCUUGUUCUUCUCCAACUGCAUUUCGUCUUCAAUCUCACAUCUGUCGCCUCAAUCAAUCUCCAUGGGACGUUGUUCAAUUCCCUUCCAAAGAAGAAGAAGAAAAAGAAGAAGAAGAAUCCCCUCCCUCUCCAUUAUUACAGGUGGACGUUAUAAGAAACGCUGUUUCUAACUUCAUUUCAUCUAGCGGAGCUGUUGACAGAUUUGAUGAUGAGAAGAAAACUAGCAAUGAAUUGGAUAAAGGAAAUGAAACUCGCCGGUCGGAAAAGAAGAGGGGCCGGAAGCCAAUAAUGAAAGCUAGGUCACUUAAACCCUUAUGUGAUAACUGAAGUCAAUCAUUCUCUCUCUUCUAUGUUGUUUAUUUCGAGUUGGAGAGAGAGAGAGAGAGUUAG
This is a messenger RNA of Impatiens glandulifera, 518 nucleotides long. RefSeq lists its product as uncharacterized. The transcript has 3 exons. Bases 36 to 455 code for a protein of 139 amino acids. Lineage: Eukaryota; Viridiplantae; Streptophyta; Magnoliopsida; Ericales; Balsaminaceae. The record is from RefSeq and is a predicted model, not a curated record.